Messenger RNA from Ixodes scapularis (black-legged tick), 793 nucleotides. RefSeq lists its product as uncharacterized. NCBI's taxonomy places the organism in Eukaryota, Metazoa, Arthropoda, Arachnida, Ixodida, Ixodidae. The record is from RefSeq and is a predicted model, not a curated record. The transcript is spliced from 2 exons. Bases 1 to 678 code for a protein of 225 amino acids.
AUGGAUUCCGUCCAAAUAAGUCAACUCUUCCGAAUUUGCAUCGGAAAUUCAAUCCUGGAAGAAGUUAGUUCAUUUCAAUAUCUGGGAGUAACAUUAGAUUCUCAUCUUCAUUGGCAACAGCACAUUAUAAAUACAUGUAAAAAGUUAACGUACGCUUGUUAUGUCUUACUGAAGGCGAGACAAUGCUUUGACACUCCCACGAUGAAACUUAUAUAUUUUGCUAUAUUUCAUAGUCAUUUAACAUAUUGUAUUGAGGCCUGGGGCGUAACUUAUGACACUUACCUUUUGCCAUUGAUUAAAUUACAGAAGAGAGCCCUCAGAAUCUUGACAUACUCCCACUAUUCCCAACCGUCUCAUAUCAUAUUUCAUCAACUUCACAUUUUCACAUUUCUGGAAAUUAAACAAUAUAAGAUUGCUUGCUUAAUAAAUAAUAUUUUAAAAUCAAACAAUCCACUGCCAGCGAACAUCUUAAUUAAGGGUAACCGAUUAACAAGGGCGAACACAUCUGGUCACUUUAACAUACCACGGUCUCAUAACGUAUACGGCGAGCGACUGAUGCAAUUAUGCGGAACUAAAAUCUGGAACACUUUACCAUCUUCAGUCACCCAGUCAGGCGACUUUAACAGCGCUUUGAAAUACUAUAUUUUUUUAAAUAGAACAUGUCUCCCACCAUCCUGAAACUCAAUCGCAUAUUCUGUUAUUGAAUUCAUAAAAAUUCAUUUCACUUUGAAUACACUCGUGCUCCUCGUGUUUUUAUUAUAUAAUGUAUAAAUUACCGGAUAUAGUUGAACAA